Molecule: messenger RNA, 16794 nt
Organism: Uranotaenia lowii
Lineage: Eukaryota; Metazoa; Arthropoda; Insecta; Diptera; Culicidae
Exons: 19
Coding region: 937-4353 (1138 amino acids)
Source: RefSeq, a predicted model, not a curated record
GAAAUGGCGGCCGCACUCAGUUCGGAGGUGCCUGUUUUGGUGCAAACGCAAUUCCCAACUUUUCCUCCUCUGGUUCUGACGGUUCGGAAAGUGCAUUUCGGUGAAAAUCUGUCCAGUUUGUUGCCGGGAAAACCAAUUUCUGUGCUAGUGGGGGCCAUUUUCGGUGUGGAUUAGGCUCGAGGUUGAGAUUUUUUUCCUCGAAUCGCGACGACGCUUCUGAAAGUGAUGUUUUCUGUUGUUGGCUUGAAGGGUUUUCCCAGAGUUUUCCCAAUGGCUUCGAUGGAUGGAAAAUUUUCGUUACAUAAGUGCUCCUGUGCUUUGCUGGAGAAAAAUUACAGUUUUAAUGGUUUUGAUUUGCGAUUGAAGUGAUUUAAAGUGAUGAUAGCAGUAGCAAAACAGCUUUCCCAAUUGUGAUUCAGUGAUUUGGCAAGUAAAAUAAACACCCAUACCGAUGAUGUGAACAAUAAGAGGAAUAUACCGUUCACUUACCGAGAAAGAAACGAAUAACAACAACAAAUCCCUCGGGAAAACUCAGCCCUGUCUAACUAAUAGCUAGAUACAGGACAUUAAAAAAAAGGUUCUCAAAAAGCUGGAGAUUAUAUAAUUUUCAACCUUCAACUUAAGCAUUUUUUGGAGCUGCCGCACGUCGAAGGAAGGAACGUCGGCGUCGGAUUUUUGUCUAGAACACGUGACGAAUUAACCCACUGAGCAGCGCAAGUGCCGAAAAAGUCUAGCAACGUGUCGUCGGCUGUCGUCAUCGUCGGCGUGAAGGUUCCUCCUUGUCAUCUUUAGAAAGAAAAAGAAAAACAAGCGACUUCCAGCACAAAUCGGCGGCGCGCACGCACGCACAUUCAAUUCAAUCCAGGCGCGUUGGUGGAGAAAAAAAGAGCCAGAAAAAAAACGAUGAUUGAUCAAUGACAUCGCACGGUUCUCCGAAUGAGCAAGUCGCUGCAGAACACUCCAGAGCAACAACUCCGCUACUCAGCAACAGUAUCUUGGCCAUCGCCGAACCGGAAGGCGGUGACUAAACUCAAAAGACGUUGUGCGGCCUGCUGUAGUACUGUGGUCGAUCGAAGCAUGGCCAAGUCCUACCUGCAACGGGAAGUGAAUCUGUCCCGGAGGGCAUGCAGGACAUCCGACGAUCAGCACAACUUCUACUCCACCAAUGAUAACAAUGCACAACAACCACAACCAACUACGGAACUUACCAAUGGUGCUAAGCAACAAACGCCUGAACGUAGUGAAGAAUGUAGUAGUACAAGAUCGCCUAACGUUCUAGCGAUUGUUACCGGUAGUGAUCCUCGUCAGGAUGAAAAGAUUAAACUAGGAGCUGUAGUAGUGAUCGGCAGUUUCAGUAAUUUGAUUGCGCAAUUUUUCCUGUUAGUUAAGGCGCUCGUAGUGAUGAUGAUGAUGAGUAUGGGUCUGGGUACGGGUUUCGGUGAGUCCAACGACCUCCGGGAGUUGCCUCUUGGAAGGCGAAAGUGGCAUCGGAAGAGCAGCCGAUCCAGUGAUAGUAGUUUUAGCUUGAAUCUUUUAAAGUGGUGCACCUGUGUCGUGUUGAUUAGCGUACUCCUCGCAGCCGACGGGGGUUUCGUGUUAGCUAGGCCUAAUACCGAAAAGGGAGCGGCGGCAUCGGGUGGCGAAGAACCGGUUGUAGCGGCCUCCGCACACGUGGUGGAAGGAUCGCAAAACACUCCUCAACCGGGUAUGCAAAGUUCGAGUCAAUUAAAGCGCUCAGCUGAGAUCCCGUCUAUUAUAUUAUCAACAGUGCCAUCGGAGGGCGGCGGCGGAUCUAAUGUGGGUGGCCAUUCGUCGUCCAUGGUCAAACAGGACGAGGGAGCCCACGGGGAGGAGUCGGAAGAGGGCGGCGGCGGCCACGAGGAGGGCCACAAGCUGGAACGCUAUCCGGUGGCUCAGGUGGAAUUCUCCCGAGUCGAAACACCCUUCGUGAUCGGCGUGUGGAUUCUGUCGGCCAGUAUUGCCAAAAUUGGCGGUUGUGAGAACCGAUAUACCGAGAAUGACGAUGAUGGCAGCCACGAAAAUCUUCCUAUAAGGGGACCGGAGCCGAAGAUUCUGGAAACCUACUCGAAGCUGACGAUGCGGGACGCGAUGGACUACAUGCGGCGCAAUCCGUCCACCAUUGGCCAAAUGUCCGGCACCGAGUCGAUGAGCGCCCUGUUCCGCAACUACACCGGCGUCUUCGGUGGAAGGUGCGGGGCGUCCUUUCUGGGCACAUGUCCAAGCUUUUCCAAUUUGGAAAAUUCGACCCGAAACUUGGACAUGCAGGAGCUGGACUACAAUCCGUCUAAGAAAGACUUGACCGAUGCGAAGAUCCACCAUUUGCUGUCGGUUGAACUGAAACCCUACCGGAGACAGGCUUCAACACACAUGCAUGAAAAUAAUAAUAAGAAUCGAAGACUUAGCUACAGCCGGCACGCUGUUGAUGAUCGAGAUUUAUCAACCCAGGUUAACUAUAAAAUGCAAAUGAACAUUCGAAGGAUGAUCAGCGAAAAGAAACAUCACAAACGAAGUAAACGAGUUAAGGACGGCAAACAGCAGAACCACGUGUCCUUCCCCGAGUUCGCGCAGAACGGAUCGGCCAAACAGUUUGCGAACGGUACGAACGAUAUCGUUAUGACUAAUGACAUAAUUACGAUUACUAACCACCAUCCACCAAUAUCACCACAAGAAAAUCCACUACAACCAGAAAAUCCACCAACUAGUAGUAUCAAUCGCAAAAAAAGUAAACGAAAAUACUCUCAGAGUCUUAGCAAAUACCGUAGAUUAGAAAUAGACUACAUCAACGAAGUUCUGCACGAAGACAACGAGGACGAGGAACGAAUGGCGCCAGGUCCUGGGGAAGAUUGGGAUGGUGGUGGUCUAACGUUUACGGCCAAAGCAACACCUGAUUCACCGGCUAUUAUCCGACUCAAACCGGACGCCUCCGAGACUGGUCCAUCCUCAGGCGGAAACGACCAAAGUCAGCAGGCCGGCAAUGCCAAAAACAAUUCCCUGAUCGCUCAAAUUACCAGCCUUCCCGGGUUUGACCCAACCAAGGCACGCAUUGUGAAGCAUGUUUCAAGCAAACUCACCCCCACCUCAUCCAACACCAACAUCCAGAACAGCAACAGCAGCAGUCUCAUCAACAACAACAACAACAACUUCAACAAUAAUAGUAACAACAGCAUCAGCAACAGCAACAACAUCAACCAAAAUGGCUCCUGUGAAAUGGUUUCCGGAGGAUUUACCCCGUCCUCCGGAAGCCGAUCUCUCGCCGAACGUCCGGAACGUCUUCUGCCGACGGCGGCCGAAUCGUUCCUCCCGUGGCGUCGAGAAAAAUCCUAUCAGAGCUUUGUGGAUGAAGGCGGAGAAGCGAGUAGCGAAGCGCCCGAUAAGCGCUUCUCGAAGGAAUCGCGAGAUUCGGAAGUGGAAACUCGGGUAACGACGCCAACGGCCAUCGAAGCCGUUCUUCCCUGGAAGCGAGUGGAUGAGGAUGAUGAAAAUGGUGCUAUCAAACAGAACGAAUUCCCCUCGUGGGCUUCGAAUAAGGAGUAUCUAGCUUAUAAUUCACCAAGUGCAACAUUUUUAGGUGGCCUAACACAACCUAAACAGGCUAAGUCCGUAAUAGGUCUGUUCCGACGCGAAAGUUCCGGUUCCGGGGGCAUCGUGAUCGGUGGCGUGACGGAUUCCGAAACGUCUAGCCCGGUGACGGCAACGACGCCCAUUGGUCGGGGCAAGGCCAAGGACAAACGAUCGGCCUCGAUAGCCGGCUACAUCUCGUUCGAUGGAUCUCCGGUAACCUUAGUCGGUGGAGAUCAAACGCUGAUACCCGCCACCGAUCCCCUGGGAGUAUCCCGGACGCCUUCCGUGCCCUACGCCAAUGCCUUCCCGGUGACGGCUAGUCAUCGGCGGAACAAUCGACGCGGCUCGAUGCUGGAGCUGAGCGGGUACAGUACAGCCAACAAUGUCGAUUUUACUAUAGUCUCCCAUCGUCGGUUGUCGAUGAAAUGCUGCGAGGCGAUCCCAGAGGAAAAUUACACCAAAUCUCUGCCCGAACGAGAUAAGCACGGCGGAGCAGGAGGAGCCCGCCGAGGACCAGGAGCUAACCUAAUCAAGGUGUCCGUAACGCCCGGCAAGUCGCACCACCAGCUGCUGGGUCGCCAUAGCAACAAUCCAGCCGCCACCGCUCUGCUUUCGUCCAGUUCGACCGAUUCCGAGGAGGAGGAGGAAGAAGACGACGAGGCUGGGCACAUGGUUCCCUCGUCGGUCCGUCGCCAGAUCAACAAUGAAGAAGACGAUGACGACGAGGAAGACGACGACGAAGACUGCGCCGACGAGCAGCACCCCAUAUGAGAAAUAUUCAUCUAGGUAGUCUUGGGCCUAUUGCUCCGUCAAAAGAUGCACGGCUCCUCCUUCGCGGUCGUCUUCCGGUGGUCGUCUCUCGUUGCUUUCGGUGACCCGAACUACUAGGUCACGCCUAACCAGAGCUCUUCCUCCUAUUCCUACAAAAAAAAUGCCUCCCAAUCAUCAGCCGUCGUCGGCGUCGAAUGAGCUGUUGUGGAUUACUUCGCAGAACCGCUUCCUACAACACAACUACAAAAGUCACACCACAUCAUCAUGAACCACAACAACACACAAGUAAACGGGUAAGAAAAGAUUAAGAGAAAAAAAAUCUAAGAAGAUCGUACCUUUAACAUUGAAAGGUUCAAAAAGUUCGAUCAUCUCCAAACCAAAACGCUCAUUUGCGUUGAAGUUCAAGUACUCGUUAAAGGUUAGGUUACUUACAGUUUUUAUGAUUUAAGUAGGUAUGUAGAAAGUUCAACAGUUAUCGCAUUGUUUUCGAAGAUCUUUCAAGGAUGAUCUUAUCGGUUUGUAUGAUCUUUUUGUUAUGUUCUUGGCUACAUUGUUUUUUUUUGUAAAAAUUCUUUAUUCAUAUUUUUUUAUUGUUUAUACACUUUUUAGCAAUAAAAUUUGAAAUUUUUAAUUCACUUACGCGAGCUUAGAGUGUAUGGAAUCACAAUGGCGAGGCAAAUAUCUGGAAAUCUGUUCAUAGGUUAGAAGCCUACUGCAAUCCACGAACAGUAUUUGAAUCACUGUAAAGAAUACCCUGAGCAGGCGAUGCUUUGUAUUUACAUGAAGAGCAUCCGUAUAGCAAGAUAUAGCCAGAGAACACAACAAACAUUUUUGCUGCUUUAAAACGCCAAUUAAAGGGUGUCCACCAUGAAAUUGCCACACACAAAAUUGAUUCGCGAAAUUCGAGUUUUCAUCCGAUUGCCAUCAAAUUUUCAGAGAUUGAAAAAUAACUAUCAAAUUUCAUUUUACCAUUUUACUCGUAUUUUAUUUACAGUCCAUACGCGAAUGCCCGCACCUUGGCCUUAACCCUGAACAUAAGAUUCUGCACAACCUGCGAAACAACCGUUUUUUGAGUGUAAACCCAUACUUUCUUCUGUUCCUCGACUGUCUUCACAACCUUAGGUCGUUCAAGAAGGUGUUGCUUCAUAAUCGCCCAGUACUUCUCGAUGGGGCGGAGCACUGGAGUAUUGGGAGGGUUGAACAUUUUCUGCACGAAAUUGACAUUAUUGUCCGCAUACCACUUCAGCACGUCCUUGGAGUAGUGGCAUGAGACCAAAUACGUCCAGAAGAUUGUUGGGGCGUUGUGGGCCUUCAGAAGAGGAAGCAGCCGCUUCUGGAGGCACUCUUUCAUGAACAUCUGUCCGUUCAUCGUGUCCUGGGUCACGAAAGGUGCACUCCGCUUCCCGCAGGUGCAGAUGGCUUGCCAAACCAGCAAUUUAUUCGCACAUUUGGACAGCUUCUGAGUACGACAUGCUUCGGAAUCCUGAACUUAUCCUUGGCCGUGAAAAAUAGUUUGCCGGGGAUCUGUUCGAAGUCUGCCUUCACAUAUGUUUCGUCGUCCAUGAUACAGCAUUCAACUUUCGUCAGCAUGUUGAGGUACAACUUCCUGGCACGGGUGUUGGCGGACUUGUUCUACUUUUCGUCGUGAUUAGGGGCCUUUUGUAUGUUGAACGUUCGAAGCCCAGCUUUGGUUUUGGCCUUCUGGAUAAAACUUCGGCUUAGAUGCAGCUUCUUAGCCACAUCCCGAACGGAGGCGUUCGGGUUUCGGUUGAAGGCCCAAACUGCGCGUUUGUGAAUUUUGGUGUUGUACGGAAUACUUUUUCCUUCUCACUUCCGAUCGGUGGUCAAUCGAUCCUCGAACCGCUUAACCACUCGCGACACCGUGGAAUUCGCAAUUCUCAACGUUUUAGCUUUCGACCCCAUUUCCGGGAGUUUUGAUCACAGAAAUUUAGAACUUGCAGGAGGUAAACAAUGCACUAUGAACUAAAUUCACCCAAAUUUUCAUUAAAUUCUACCCAACGGUUAAAAAGUUAGAGCAAUUUCAUCGUGGACAACCUUUAUCUGAACAUAUGCUGUGUCAGGGUGCUGAUUGCUGUUUCAGCUUACUGGCUAAAGAAAGAAAUACUUCAGCGCUGUUUCAGCGUGUAAGGAAGUUUUAUUCCAGCCAAUAGACAGUAGAGGAAAAUUGGCUAAAGAAAACUUGUCCAGCCUUUGUUGAACCAUUUUUGACAUCAUUCAAAUUUGACAGGCGUCAGCUGGGUAGCUCUGAAUGCGCUAUUCAGCUAUGUCAAACAAUCUGUUAUUCAGUUCUGGAUCAAUCAAUGCAUGAUAGCGAAUUGAUCGAAAUAAGGAUUUUUUUCAUCUUCUUUCUAUACUUCAUAAAACGGCCUAGCCUAGAAAUUCACUUUUUAUUCUUGAAGUAUUUUGAAUUAAAUUUUAAUUUCUUCAUAUAAAAUUGACCUUGGAUGGUAGAUAUUUAGGUCUCUAUAGAACUAAAAUUUUCUUGUGCUCCACAGAAUUCUUAGUUAGAUCUGCCUUCUGCGGCAUGAGACUAGCAAGUCGAUGGUUCAAAAUUCGAGACAAGUUUCAAUGAAGAGAGGGGAAAAGAGCUGGCAAACAUCGGACAGACAUUGGUCAUCAUUCUUUUUUGUUUUGUUUUGGUGUUCCUUCAAUUGACGUUUCAUGUCAUGUUCGUUGGAAUUUUUUUCCAAAUCCAGAUGUUUAACCCUUUCCUUCCCAUGGUAGCACAGGUGAUCCACAACUUUGCACAGCUCGCAUUUGAACUGGGCGCUUUGGAUCAACACCAUUUUCUCAUCGAAUGUGUGGAUAUGAGUGAAGAAACAUUGCACGAAUUUUGAAGAAAAUCGAUUCGCUAGGUUUUGCUUGGCAGAUCAAAAGCUUCAAAAAAGUCGGAUUUUUUUCGAAUUUAAAUCAAGUCUUCAUUUGUUGUUCGAUAACUUGACAAGUUUUUAUAAUUUCCCUCAAAUAAAAAUACUGAUGUGCAGAAGGUUGCUUAUGCAAGCACAAUCAAAUGAUGGUUUACUUAGAUUUCAACUAAAACAUGUAAAUUUUCGAGUAAGUAAAGUGGAUCACUUGUGAUACACUGGGAACAAAACGUACCGUCAAACGGGGCAUCAUGCAACAGCGGGGUUCGAUGCAACAUUUAUAUAACACUACAUUGAAUCAAUUUUCAAUUUAAUGUAUGGUAAUAAAGUUAUCUUUUAAUGAUAACAAAAUGAUGAUGACAUAAUUUCACGCAUCUUAAGCUACUUGUCUUAAGUUUUUUAUUUUUAUGUAAAAUUUGAAAAAUCGUGCAAUAAAUGUACAAAUUUUAAAAUUUUUUGAUGCCGAAAAAAACUUUACCCAGUAUGACGGAUCGGCUUGAUAAAAUUACCUACAAACUUUUUACAGGUUUCCUCAUGUUAAACCAACAUUGUUGGUGUAAAAAUAUUUUUCGAACAAUCACCCAAUUUUUUUAAAUGAAUAUUUUCAAAAUUCAGUUAGGUGUCUGGGGUUAAAUGCAACAAAAUGCAAAUCAAAGAAAUACCUUGUAAAUCUCGUUUCCAUGUGCUGGAAUAUGAAUGUUUUGCAUCACGCGUUUGUAAACAUUUAAAUUUCAUUCAUCCAAACGUUUAUUUUUAUGAUUUCAGCUUGUAGAAUUUUUCGUAGUAUUAUUUAACCCCUAAAUGUAUGCAGCAUCCUUAUUUUCAGAAAAAAUGUGAAAAUUUGUUUUUACAGACCCAAAAACUACUGCAAUUGGUGUUGUCAUGCGUAAUGGUCUUUGAGGCAUCGCAAAUAUAUUAAAAACUAUGAAUUUUCGUACGUGUUCAUAAGAUGUUUCAUUAAAAACGAAGUUUGUUGCAAGUUACCCCAUUUUUUAAGGAGUGUGAAAAUCGCAUGUUUUUAGAAAAUUAAAAAUAACUGAGGAAACCAAUAAUUUUUUUAACUACGCCAAUUUGAAGCCCCAGCAUCCUUAAAACUUUUGAUGCAUAAAGGAUACGAUUAACUGUGAACAUAAGUUUUUUAGAAGUCAUUGAAGUUGAAAAUUGUUGCAUGUUGCCCCAGUUGCCGGUACUUUUCUUCUUGUAAAGCUUUUUAUCAAUACUCAUUAAAAUCAUUUCGUCAAAAAAAAUUUUCGCUUCAGGAUAGUUAUUUCAUCUGCUAAAAUGACCACAUGUCUCGAAAUAUUUGUAAAAGUUCGAGAUUUUUUUGAAAAACGGCAUGUUUUGUUUUCCUAGCGCAAAGUGUCAUGGCGGCCAUCGUUCGAGGCAAAAAUGAAAAUUUCAAAUUUUUCAAUAAAUAGACUAUCGAGGAAUGCAAAUAGCAAUGCAGUUUUCUACCAUAUAGGAUCGUUUUAGUUUGUAAUCAAUGAGGUGAUUAAAUUCAAUGUUUUUUGGCAAUUAUUUCUUGUUUUUCAUUUAUACCCUUUGUGUUGUUAUCUUCCCAAUGGAGCAUAUAUGAUCCACCUCAAAACCCAAAUUUAUCGAAUGGAUCAUUAAAGUAGCCUUAAAUUAUGCAUCUUUUGAUCUGGAACUUUAAUUUUAAAUCAAUAUUUCUAUUUUUAAAACGUGAAUACCUCGUGGGAAGGAAAGGGUUAAGAGAUGUUACAACUAGAUAUUGUUUUAGCGAUUGUUCAGCAACAAAUUUCUGUUGGGAAGUGUUACUCAAAGUGAAGCUAGCUGUUUCACCCGAGAGAGAGCACUGAAACCUUGAUUGUUGUAGCUUUUUGAAUCCAAAACAAAACAAAAAUGCAACACUUUCAUGCAUCGUUUGAUUGCGGAUGAAAAUAGAUCAAAUGUUCAGGGAAACUGAAGAAAUGUUGGAAGAGAAAUGUUGAUAAGCUUUAUUUUCGCUGUGCACGUUUGAUAUGGAAUGACAAUCUGUUACGUACACCCAAAGAAGGGGUUGCAGAAUUUCAAUACCGAUAUUGUUAACUCAAGGUUUCCAGAUUGCCCUGUUUUAUUUGGGUUUGCCCGGAUAUUUUGUAUAAACUUUGGGUUAAGUCCGGUCCGGCCCGGUUGCUCAGAUUUUAUUGAAAAAGCCCGGAUUUGGCACGGGUUUUAUGAGCAAGUUUCAUAUAUAUAAUCAGGAAUGUUUUUUUAACACGUUCGUCGCCCAAAAAAAAUCUCAGAGCAUGAAAGUAAUGCGAGAGAGCUUCAGAUUUACAACGCGUGGCAGAACUGAGCGGCAACCUUGCUUAAGAGAGCCGUCACCCAUAUAUGGGUGACGUGGCGACGAACGUGUUAAGGCUAAAAUUCAAUUUAAAAUCUGCUGAUAAAUAUUGACUUAAAAACAGUUUUUUUCUUGAUUUUUGUUGAGUAAUUCCUGAGUUUGACAAAAUUUGCCUGGGUAUUGCUAGGAUUUUUGCUCGACAAUAUCGAAAUCACAUGCCCGGAUUUUGCCAGGUUUAUAGAUAAAAUAUUCCAGAUUUAUCCGGCCCGGACACGUGCUGAUUCUGGCAUUCUGGAAACCUUAUGUUUACUCUAUGUCUUGAAUGAGAUAAAUAGUGCACUGCUCCUAAGAUGACAUGAUUUCCUGUACAAGUAUCAGCAUGGAGACACGAGCUCUCGAACAAGCUACAUACAAACAAUAAACAUUUAAGCGAAACAAAAAAAUAAAAAAAAACACUUUUGCCUUCACAACUCCAAUAGUGUGCGAAUCCUGUGCAAAUGAUGUGCGAAUAUAUGCAUGUCAUGAUUGACAUAGAUCCUGAUCUGUGGGUGUAGUUUUUGAAAACAUUUAAGUAGAAUUUUUUGUCAGCUACCUAAUAUAUGAAAGAAGGCAACUAGAAUUCACUUUAUUUGCUUAAUCAUCUUUAUUUGGAGAAAUCAUUCAGCGAAUAUGACAUCAAACGUCAGUUGAUGGAUCAUUUAAAAAUUGAGAAAUAUUAAAACAAACCCAUGUCUGGCCGUUGUUUGGCACCAACUUUUUCCCCGUAAUCAUUUUAAAUCUGCCCCGAACUUCGAACCUCAGACUUAUUGGUCUCAUGCCGCGGUACGCAAACCCAAUGAUAAAGUUUGCUGUAAGAAAAUUCUGCAGUCGAUUUUGUAAAACAAAACAAAAUCUCACUUCAAAAUAUCCGCUAUCAUGCCUUGCAGCUAUGUUCAGAUAAUUGGCGUUUACACAUUUAAAACUUACAUUAAAACGCAGCUUUACUUAAAAUUUCAUAAAUUAGGUAUGUAUGUAAAAACGAAAGUAUUGCAUUCUUUUUCGAGUUACAGUAUGUUAGCGAAUUUUUUUCAAGUGGAAAACAAAUAGAAUUCGUCCAUAUACUUAGGACUACUCCCAGAGAGACAACUCUUUGGAAUAGACUGAGUCGAUUGGGGGUCAUUUUUGAAUUUCUCAUACCCUGGGGUCUAAAAAGCUUCAUUUUGGUUAAAAAUUCAUCCAUGAUUUUUACAGAAUUUUUAAGUAACGUUUACAUGAGUAAAUUUGAACUUUUAAGUUUGUAUGGGAAAAUUGAAUAUUUCGUACUGAAAAAUCAGAAAGUUUAAAGUGCAAACGCGGUAGAGUUACAAACAGCUAAAUCGCUAACCCUCAAUAAGGGUUAAAUGCGUAAUAGGAAACCGCGGAAAGCGCGCUUAGUGCUGCAGGUUGCCUAAUGGUUAACCCAGGGUCAUAAGCAAAAUGUCAUUCCGCGGAGUGACUCACCGGGAAAUGUGAUACAAUCUGUUUAGCCUCAUACCUCCUGUAGUGUAGUUGACUUGGUAACUUUACCAUGCUUUACCAAUGCCUACUGUGUAUGUACACUCUAAGUUCGAUUCAGUGAAACUUUGGGAAAAGUUCAACAAAAUUAUUUCUGUUUUCAGAUUCAAAUUGGCAAAAACUAUAGAAAUUCGAACAAAAACUCACUAAAAAAAAUAAACCGCUUUGCUUAUGGGAAAUAAAUUUUAAUCAGAAAACAUUAAAUUUGAAAUACUAGAAAAGCACAUAAUUCAGAUUCAGAAUUCAGAUUCAGAAUUCAGAUUCAGAAUUCAGAUUCAGAAUUCAGAUUCUGAAUUCAGAUUCAGAAUUCAGAUUCAGAAUUCAGAUUCGGAAUUCAGAUUCAGAAUUCAGAUUCAGAAUUCAGAUUCAGAAUUCAGAUUUAGAAUUCAGCUCCAGAAUUAAGAUUCAGAAUUCAGAUUCAGAAUUCAGAUUCAGAAUUCAGAUUCAGAAUUCAGAUUCAGAAUUCAGAUUCAGAAUUCAGAUUCAGAAUUCAGAUACAGAAUUCAGAUUCAGAAUUCAGAUUCAGAAUUCAGAUUCGUAAUUCAGAUUCAAAAUUCAAAUUCAGAAUUCAGAUUCAUAUUUCCAACAAUCGAUACCUUAAAGUUUGAUAAUAGAAAAGAAUCCUUAUGAAGUACUUAUACUUUAGUUCCACGGUUGAUGAGGAUCACAGAUAAGUUCGCAUAAAAAACUCAACUUAAAAUUAUAAUUAAAAAAAAACCGACGUCCACAAUCAACCACAUAAUACGUGGAGAAAUAGCCAAAUGCAUUUACCCUCUUCUACUAAGUUACUUAUUUAUGCUAGCAGCAGCAUAUAAAUGUAGGUGUUGGCAACACAUCCGGUUCGUAUUUAGUCUGUAUAGUGUAAUCACAUUUUAUGCGCGUAACAAGGCCGGUUCCCAGCUAGUUUGUUAUUGUAAUCAUGAUCAGAUUUAUCAGUGAUAGCGCCUGUUAUUUACUUAAAUACCAAACUACUCAAAGACAAAACUUGUUUGCAGUGUUUUGCAAAUGUAUUGUAUAAGUUAAGAAGGCCCCAUAUAGAUCGGCUCAAACGUUACAUAGAAUCACAAACUGUUAAGUUACCCGAUAAUAUUUGUUACUCUAGUGAAAUAGUGAAAGGAAAGCAACAAACCAGCGGUAUUAUUACUUAAAGUCACAAAAAAAGGGUAGGCCUGUAACAGUCUUUUUGUUCUAAUCUAUUCUUAGUUAGUAAGACACUGUUCAUGGGACUGAAAAAUGAAACGGGAAACCUAAAGGUCACCCAGGCUUUUUGGUCUCCAAGAUAUUAUUAUUUCCAAACAGUCACCAAAAACUGUGUACAUUUUUAGUAUGUAAACACAUUUAUAGUUUACCAUUAGGAGGACUAUGAUUCACUAAAAGGCAUAUUGUCAAUAUUUAACCUUUUUCGAUUCGUUUAUUUUAUACUUGAAUUAAACUAUUUUGUUUAUUUUUCUAAAGAUGUGUUUCAGUUUACAUUAAUGAUCAUUGCUUACAGAUUUAUUUUAUCUUAUCUCAAGGUGAGUAUUCAUUUUUCUUUUUUAAUUUUAAUAUUUUAAAAUCAUCAAACCAAAUCAUGAAACGUUAGUUUAAAGCGAAUAAAAAACAAACAAACACAAUCCAAAAACCAUUCCCUGUAGGCGAAAUUCGACCGAAGACUAUAGACACAAAAAAAUCAAACGGAGAAUCCAUUCCGGAAGACCAAUACACCAACAAAAGGGAAAAAAAGGAACCAAAAAAGUAACAAUAAAAUUGGUCAAACAAUAUCGCGGAGGAGGUAAAGACUCCUAGAGGGAAAUAAUAAAAAUAAAUCUAAAAUAACAUCACUAAAACCAGUUGAUUUCAGAAUCUUGGAUGGAAAUUCUGUUUUGAUAUUUUUUUUCAGUUCAACAAUCAAUAUAAUUUGUCUACACCCAUCAUUGCUUUUUUAAAUUAUUUAUGUUUAAACAUCUGUCAAUGUGUAUUUUUAAUUUUAUCAAAGUGAGUCAAAAGAAACUGAACAAACAACCUAGGUAUAUAUUUUUUUAAUCAAAGCUUCUGAUCAUUCACUCUUCACUUCCUGGAAAUACGCUGGAGCUUUUUUCGUACCAAACGGAAUACAGUAAACUUAAAGAUUUUCAACAUUUCUAGUACUUUCCUACUUACUUAAAGUUCUAGCGUCGAUUUUCUAAAGAAUUUGACCAAAUUAAAAGAUCUCUGCUUCCCAUAAAUGCAUAAUGCUGCCCCACUACUGUGAAUCUGGAAGGAUUUUCUAUGUUGAGUUCCAUCGAUGAGGUCGUCUGAUUUGCUCUGCAAACCUGGUUGACUUUUGGCUGGCAAUACGUUUAUCUGAUCCAUUGUAGAAGGAUCAACGGCAAAUCCUCGGUUAGGUGAACAGUCGAUCGAUCAAGGUCUCACUCAUAACGAUGAGAAAAAGUAGCGAGGGUAAAAUUUAAAUAUUUUUGUGUGUAGACUCUAGUUCGUCAUUCAGGAAACGGCCAUUGUUCUUAUUCAUCCAUUUGAAACCAAGUGACGAUUUGGGAACUUCUAUAGUGUUGCGCGAUAAAAAACAGUUCGUCUUGACUUAAGUCAGGUCAUUCAUGACGAGGCAAUGAGGAUUUGUCGAAAGCAUAGUAAAAUUUCAGGACCGAUGACUGUUCCGACGUAUUUUGCCGAAGAGAUUCUUCGGCUCUCUAAACCAAAGGGCUGACCACAACCUCAUGUAAAAACAGAUCAUAUAAUUUCAUUACUAUGAUUCAACAUUCAAGAGAUUAUUCUUAUUAUGAUUUAUGCAAAAAGUUCCAAAUAACGAAUAGAUAACAGUAUGCGUUUACCGUUUGGCACUCAAAACGCUCCAGCAACUUUUCAAAAAGAGUGAGAUGGACUUUUUUUAGCCGCCUCGUGAUGGCACCGGCUUCGAAGUUCCACACUCUAAUAUUACAAACUUGUUGCAUUGUCGUUUAUUUUCACGUAUCGAUUUUCUGCCAUCAAAUUUAUCGAUUUGGGAUGUGGACUCAUCGCACUUUGGAAAGCAGCUGGAGUGUUUUCAGUGCCAAAACGGAAUGCUGAAAAUUAUAAAGUUGUACAUUUUACGCAAUCUACACUGUGAACAUCACUUUCUACUUACUUAAGGGUUCGACGCCGAUUUUCCGACGCAUAGAGCUGAGAUAAAUGAUUCGAAUCCAGCGUCUUCAGCUUCUGGGCCUGGCUCUUCUUCGAUGCCCAUCUGGAUUCCAGUCAAGCGCCUCUCUGCAAAUUUCGUUUACAAUACGGAUUUCACCUUUGAGUUGAAGAUUCGGAUUUUUGUUCGUGGAGAGAUCUGGCGUGAGUGCCAGAUGUUCCGGAGAUUCGAUCCUGGUUUCAAUGUCUUUCUUGGUACCACCAUCAGGCGUAAUCUGGCUGCCAAAAUACUGGAAACACUCCACUUACCAAUCUGUUGCCCAGCUACCUUGUAAUUGGAACGAUUUUCUGUGUUGAUUUCUAUCGAUUUUCAUGGUUCAGAUGGUCGAAUGCUUUUUCGAAAUCAACGAACACCAGCAGAAGAGAGUCCUGGAAUUCGUUGAUUUGUUCCAGUGUUGUCCGUAGCGUUGUGAUGUGGUCCACACAUGUUCGUCCGGAUCGGAAUCCAGCCUGCUACCAUCGGGGUGUAGCGUGUCUCGAUCCUGUAUUGGAUCACUUUGCAGAGUACUUAAGGGAAAAUUAGAUAAUCAUGGAAACGUUGUGACGUUUUUAUAUUGCAAAAGCAUGUUUCAAACUUAUUGACCGAAAGGUAAAAAAAAUGAAGGCUUAAGCGCCAAAUUUUGAACAAAAUUUGCCAACAUUCCGUUUGUUUGCCCGGCAUCGUGGUCAUUCCGUUUUUUUUGCCCGGCGUCGUGGUCAUUCCGUUUUUUUUUUGCCCGGCGUCGUGGUCCGCAGCUUGAUUUAGGGGAACUUGUCGAUUUCAGCAGAACAUUUUAAUCUUCACAAAACUACAAUAGUUAGAUUUGGCCAUAGUAAAAUAAAAAAAAAAUCACAACGUGAGCGCUCACGAAUCGACUUCGAGACCGGCAUUGGCGGCUUCCGUUGGCUGAUUCGGAUUCGGCAAAACAUUCUCGAAAUAAAGCAGUUGUAAAAAAAAGGCCGCUGGUGUUCUGUUGAAGACCACGGCUCAUUUAGAAACGCACCAAACAUCCAAAUAAUCUUAGAACUUACGCGGCCUUUUCGGUUGUUGAGCUCCGGCUGGCGAGAGCGAUCGAAUUCAUUUGGACCUCUUUCCAAAUCCAAAUGAUGGCAAUGAACGCUGAUUCCGCGCAAGGCGGUCUAACGGCGGGUGGAACGGGCCUCGACACCCUGAUCGCUCCCACGCUCUCCUCCCGUACAUCGUACUGCACUCGCUGGCCUUGCUGAAUGAUCGUCCCUCAGACCAAAACACAGGAACAGACGAUACCAACAGCGUUAACCAGCACGGAUCAAAAACACAGUCGCACUGUCAACCACUCGGGAAAGGCCCAGAAACUAAAUGAUGAUCGCGCGCAUGAUCGGCUGCCCUUUUAUCAUUUUUAUUCUUGGGUGUUUCACCGGUUGACGAUCGAAGUUUUUUCCGUCUCUCGGGUUUCUCUGCUCGUUCGUUGAAGUAUCAGCAAAUGUAUAUUUCCGAACUCUAGGUCAGUUGUGCCCAAAUCAAAAUGCUACAACGUUUGGAACUGUUGUCCACGUCUCUUCCUCCCUAUGUUCCAAUUGGCUCUGCGUUCAAUACAGCACAGUGGGCCCGGCCGAGUAAAGAUGAGUAGUAAAUAUACUUUUACUACUCAUCAGGAUGCUAACAAGAUCUGACUGUGUAUGUAUCAUAAGCAUAAGCAUAAGCACUUUGCAGAGUACUUUGAGAGUUGUACAGAUCAAAGUUAUGCCACGCCAGUCACCGCAUUCGGUCAGGUCUCCUUUCUUGGAGACCUUUACAAGGCAACCCUGCGUCAAGUCACCCGAGAAUGUUGCAGUAUCACUUUGUGGCGAUUGCUGUUUUUUUUUAAAGAUUAACUUAUGCGUAUACCGUUUGGCUCUAAAGUUGACCCAGCCACGUUUCAAAGAGAGAAGAUUUAAAUUCAGUUUUAAAACUUUGCAUUCUGAUUCUUUAUUCUCGUUCAGAAAAAAAAAAAACAUUUUAAUUGUAGGUUUUUAACUUACCCUCAAAUAUCAACUCAUUUCCAUCCAAGAUUACGAAUCAAAUAAUUAACUCAAUAAAAAAUAGUUACACUAUUUUUUACAGUUUUUCCUGACUCGUAUUUGUGGUGUUUCAACACUAAUGAUACCAUAAAUCAGGCAUGUCAAACUCGUUUAGGUGUGCGGGCCGCAUUAAAAAAAAUUUAUGACGUAGAGGGCCGCAGCCAAAAUCAGUUAAAUCGGUACAUUCAGCUUUAGUUUUUUUGCAGUGAUAUUUUACAUAAAAAUCAGUGGUGAUUUUUUGUGACAAUUUAAGACGGAGCUACGCGGGCCGCAUUGACCUAGACGGCGGGCCGCAUGCGGCCCGCGAACCCCCAGUUUGACAUGCCUGCCAUAAAUGAAAGCCCAAGCUUCGAAUUCCGAAACGCCUUCACCUGAUACAUAAAAAGAAACAAUGAAGAAGAAUCCUUCCUGCACACCAUCAAUUCUCCCGCCGAAUGCCUUAGAAAUACUUUGUAACAGAAAUAAAAUCAAUGUAAACAAUAACGCUUUCCCGAAAAAAGUAGGUCCUCGGUCACUUGGUCCAUUUUUAUGUUGAAACACCACUGUAAGAGUAAAUGGGAAAAA